UCUGGAUAUAUUCGACUUCUACAGUCGUAAACGUAGAGACACAAAUGAGCAUGAUAAUUCGCACAUUGAUAAUUAUGAAGAAUCAAGUAGUUUGGCUGAUGUAAUAAUGCAUGAUGGUGAUGGUAUUGGAAUAACUGGUGAAACAUCAUCAGUUUCUAGUGUACACGAUGAGUCCAGUGAUUUUACUAACUUUGGUGAUGGUACUUCUAGUGUUUCUGUAUCUUAUGCUUAUGAUUUUUCGUCUCGUCGUUCGGAAACUACCGAAAAUUUACAAAAUACUGAUGUUGUUACGUUAUACGAUGAAACCACAACUCAGGUACCUGGGAUUAGUGAACUUUACGAAGACGUUACAGAAGAAUCUUCUCAGGUUUCUGUCCCAUUAACAACUGACAUUGAUAUUGAAACUUCAACGGGAGUAAGUGACUUAGAAGAUGAAGAAAUGUCGCAGUCUUCUCUGGUGAAGGAAAAUUUUGAAGAGUUUCAUGAUAAUUCAGGUAAGUUGAAUGUCGAGUGGGCAGACAGAAUCGAUCAGGUUACGUCGGAAAACAUCCUGAAGAUAACUGAUGAAAUUCCCGAUGAAUUAUCAACGUCGGAUAUCGAAGUUCCUCCGCAACAAAUCGACAAGUCUGAAGAGCCUCAGCAAGACUAUCCAAUUCCCAUUUUUACUCGUUUCGAUGAGGAAGUUGAGAUUGUGAAACUAAACGAAGGAAAAUCGACAACAAUGCUGAAGAAAAAUGUAUACAAUGCAGCGAAACCAAAGGACAAGGAAAAGGUCGGAUCAAAUUUCAUGACGAACGAUGUUAAGGAGCCAUCAAUUUACUACAAAGAUCUCUCUCAGGAAGAUUUGGGUGUCAUUAUGAAGGAGGGAAGUGACGAAGACUUUCUUCGUGAAUUCAAUCGACGUUUUCGUGAUCAUGAAUUCAUCGAUAAUGAACUUUUUCCACCGGAGCCAUCUCCGAAGGUCGUACCAAUGGUUCCACAUGACUACUCACAUGGCACUUAUGGCUGGGAGCAUGCUAAUUCUAUAUUAAAUUCUAACAAUCAUGAAGUACUAACAAAUGGUGGAAGCAAUGCUGAUGUGCCUUCGAAUCAUCUAUCAGUCGAUCAAAAUUCCCAUCGUUUGAUCAUUAACAUUUCAAUCGCCACAGAGGAUCGAUUGUCAGUUACAAAACCUGUCUACGUACUAUCAGUUUCUGUACCAAACGAUGGAAAUCCUAAUAACAUCAUUCCUGGAAUUAACAUUGGUCCUGCUCAGCUACAGAGAACUAAUGAGGCUUUAGAGGUACAUCUACCACCACCACCACAACCACCUGUCCAACCACCACCAGUGUGGGGUGGUGGUGAAUGUGAAUGUUCGUGUCCUUGUAUGGAUUCGUCAUCUGAUGAGUGGGAUAAUUUUCCAGUUGAUGGCAAUCAGACGAGUCUUGAUGAGGAGAUCGAUGAUGAUGGAACUGAUAGAAGAAAUUUUAAGGUGCUGAAUGGAACCAGUGAGACUAACACUGAAGAGUAUUCCUCGAGUACCGAAGGGUAUAGUAGUGAUUCCACCACUGAAGAUGGUCAAACAAUUUCAGAGGGAAUGAGUAGCACCACUGAUGCUAAUUUUUGUACUACUCCACUACCCCCAGAGCCAACUAUUCUUAUUCUCGAAGGUGCAAGGACCUUUCCAGCAAGGUCAUUCCCACCCGAUGGUACGACAUUUGCUCAAGUCAGUCUCGGUCAACGGCUCGGUAAAGAAAUACCAGCCUACAGCUACUGGAACAUGCAAUUUUACCAAUCCGAAGCGGCCUACGUACGCUUUGAUUACAAUAUCCCUCGGGGUGCAAGUAUCGGUGUCUAUGCGAGAAGAAAUGCCUUACCAACACACACUCAGUAUGAUCUUCUGGAAGUACUCAGUGGAUUCAAGGCGAGAACAACCCGGGCUUCCCAUGUUAGUGUCAUUCCUUCGAUAAAGAAAGAAGUAACUCACUACAUGGAACCAGGUCAUUGGUUUCUGUCUCUUUACAACGACGAUGGUGAUCCCCAGGAAGUCUCAUUUAUAGCUGUAAUUGCCGAAGACAUGACUCAUAAUUGUCCCAAUGGUUGCAGUGGAAAAGGUGAAUGUCUCCUUGGUCAUUGUCAGUGUAAUCCUGGUUUUGGUGGUGAAGACUGCAGUGAGAGUGUUUGUCCAGUGUUGUGUAGCCAACGUGGUGAAUACAUUAAUGGUGAAUGUCAGUGUAAUCCUGGAUGGAAGGGCAAAGAGUGCUCACUGAGACACGAUGAGUGUGAAGUACCAGAUUGCAAUGGACAUGGACACUGUACUAAUGGAAAGUGCAAUUGUGUUAGGGGAUACAAGGGUAAAUUUUGUGAGGAAGCUGAUUGUCCACAUCCAACAUGCUCUGGUCAUGGUUUCUGUGCUGAGGGCACUUGUAUAUGCAAGAAAGGUUGGAAGGGGGCUGACUGCAGUCAAAUGGAUAAAGAAGCACUCCAGUGUUUGCCUGAUUGCAGUGGACAUGGAAAUUUCGAUCUUGAAAGUCAGACCUGUCAUUGCGAACCCAUGUGGUCUGGUGAUGAUUGUUCUAAAGAACUCUGUGAUUUGGAUUGCGGACCACAUGGACACUGUGUCGACAAUGCCUGUGAUUGCCUUCCUGGUUGGUCAGGUGAGCUCUGUAAUCUGAAACAGUGUGAUCCACGUUGUAACGAGCAUGGACAGUGCAAAAAUGGUACAUGCCUUUGUGUCACUGGAUGGAAUGGACGUCAUUGUACCAUGGAGGGAUGUCCAAAUUCCUGUUCAGGUCAUGGACAGUGUAGAGUUAAUGUCGAUGCACAGUGGGAGUGCCGGUGUUACGAUGGAUGGGAUGGUACAGAUUGCAGUGUUUUGUUGGAACAAAAUUGCAAUGAUGGCAAGGAUAAUGAUAGAGAUGGUCUCAUCGAUUGUGCUGACCCCGAAUGUUGUGCAAAUCAUGCCUGCAAAGGUAGUCAGCUUUGUGUCUCAGCUCCAAAGCCAAUUGACAUACUUCUUCGUAAACAACCACCAGCAAUAACUGCAUCAUUCUUCGAGCGUAUGAAAUUUUUAAUCGACGAGGGAAGUCUUCAGAAUUACGCACGUCAAGAAACAUUUAACGAAAGUGUGUUCUGGAAUCACUUCAAUACAAGCCGAUCGGCAGUUGUACGUGGACGUGUGGUAACGUCACUUGGAACUGGUUUGAUGGGUGUGCGAGUCAGUACCAGUACACCACUCGAAGGGUUCACCCUGACAAGGGACGACGGCUGGUUCGAUCUGCUCGUAAAUGGUGGCGGUGCUGUCACACUUCAAUUUGGAAGAUCGCCAUUCAAACCACAGGCCCACAUAGUGUUCGUACCAUGGAACGAGGUUGUUAUAAUCGACAGAAUCGUCAUGAGCACAGUAGACGAAAAAUCUCCAAUCCAUGUACCCCACGCCUGCGCAGCGCACGACUACGAUCAAAUGAAGCCAGUGGUCCUAGCAACCUGGAAACACGGUUUCCAGGGCGCCUGUCCCGAAAAAUCAGCAAUUCUCGCCGAAUCCCAAGUAGUCCAGGAGAGCCUCCAGAUUCCAGGAACUGGUCUGAAUCUCGUGUAUCACAGUUCGAGAGCAGCUGGCUAUCUCUCCACCAUUCAACUCCAACUCACUCCCGAAUCAAUUCCCUCAACUCUUAAUCUCAUCCACCUUCGAAUAACAAUCGAGGGAAUUCUCUUCGAGAAGACAUUUGAAGCUGAUCCUGUCAUAAAAUUCACGUACGCCUGGAAUCGCCUCAAUGUUUAUCGCCAACGAGUUUAUGGUGUAACAACGGCGAUGGUAAAAGUUGGUUACGAGUACAGUGACUGCAAGGACAUCAUCUGGGAUGUUCAGACAACAAAACUAAGUGGCCAUGACAUGUCAAUUUCCGAAGUUGGAGGCUGGAAUCUGGAUAUUCAUCACCGUUACAACUUCCAUGAGGGAAUCCUCCAGAAAGGUGAUGGCUCCAACAUUUACCUGAAGCACAAGCCCCGAGUAAUCCUGACGACAAUGGGAGAUGGACACCAGAGGCCUCUCGACUGUUACGACUGUGAUGGGCAAGCCUCCAAGCAACGUCUCCUCGCUCCAGUGGCAGUAGCAGCAUCUCCAGACGGUUCAAUUUUCGUAGGUGACUUCAAUCUCAUUCGAAAGGUCCUCGUCGAUGGUACGGUUCGCACUGUAGUCAGGCUUAAUGCAACAAGAGUCUCCUACAGAUAUCACAUCGCCCUGAGCCCCUUGGACGGUGUUCUCUACAUCUCAGAUCCUGAAUCCCACCAAAUCAUUCGUGUUCGCGACACCAAUGACUACUCAGAUCCCGAUCACAAUUGGGAGGCAGUCGUUGGCUCUGGGGAACGCUGUCUUCCCGGCGAUGAAGCACAUUGUGGAGAUGGUGCUCUUGCACGUGAUGCUAAAUUGGCAUAUCCAAAAGGUGUUGCUGUCUCAGCAGAUAAUGUACUCUACUUCGCCGAUGGUACCAAUAUUCGCAUGGUAGACAGGGAUGGUAUCAUAACCACAGUCAUUGGUAAUCAUAUGCACAAAUCUCACUGGAAACCAAUUCCAUGUGAGGGAACACUCAAUGUCGAAGAGGUUCAUUUGCGCUGGCCCACAGAGCUAGCCAUAAAUCCCCUCGACAAUUCUCUUCACAUGAUUGACGAUCACAUGGUACUACAAUUGGCACCUGAUGGAAGGGUUAAAGUCGUUGCUGGACGGCCACUUCACUGUGCUAGCCCAUCAGCAAGUUUUGAUACUGAAUUAGCUACACAUGCUACUCUAGUUAUGCCACAGAGUAUCGCAUUUGGACCAUCUGGUAAUCUCUUCAUCGCUGAGAGUGACUCUCAGAGAAUCAACCGAGUGAGAGUUAUAGGGACUGAUGGAAAGAUCUCACCUUAUGCUGGAGCUGAAUCAAAAUGCAAUUGUUUGGAAAGAGGCUGUGAUUGUUUUGAAGCUGAUCAUUAUCUCGCAUCUACAGCAAAAUUCAAUACAAUCUCAGCUGUAGCUGUAUCACCUGAUGGAGUUGUUCAUAUUGGUGAUCAGGCGAAUUACAGAAUUCGUUCGGUUAUGGCUAGUAUUCCAGAUGCUAAUGGAGCGAGAGAAUACGAAAUUUACUCCCCAGAUACCCAAGAAAUUUACGUAUUCAAUCGUUUUGGCCAACACAUUGCCACUAAGAAUAUUCUCACUGGUGAAACUUGUUAUUUGUUUACUUACAACGUUAACACAAGUAAUGGAAAACUCAGCACAGUUACUGAUGCCUCUGGAAAUAAGAUCUUUCUCCUGAGGGAUUACACGUCCCAAGUAAACUCCAUUGAAAAUACCAAGGGACAGAAAUGUAGACUCAGAAUGUCGAGAAUGAAAAUGCUUCAUGAAUUGAGUACACCAGAUAAUUAUAACGUUACUUUUGAUUACCAUGGACCCACUGGACUUUUGAAAACAAAAUUGGACAGUACUGGAAGAAGUUACGUCUAUAAUUAUGAUGAAUUUGGUAGAUUAACAUCAGCUGUAACACCAACUGGUAAAGUAAUUGGUCUCACAUUUGAUCUGAGUCUCAAAGGCGCCACUGUCAAGGUGGGACAAAAUAACAGAAAGCCAGUAUCAAUGUUGAUAAAGGGAUCAUCAGUUGUAACAAAAGUUGGUGAGGCUGAGCAGAGGACAACAGUCGCUGGUGAUGGUUCAGUUGGUCGAGUAACACCCUGGGCUCAUACUGUCAGCACUGAUACUCUUCCUUAUGCCGUUCUCGCUGAAAUCGAGCCACUACUUGGUGAAAGCUAUCCAGUUCCUGCUAAACAACGAACUGAAAUCGCUGGAGAUCUAGCCAAUCGAUUCGAGUGGAGAUACUUCUUGAGAAAAGUCCAGGGGAAAAAUCGGGGAACUACGAAAACCGUGGCUCAGGUUGGAAGAAAACUUCGAGUCAAUGGUGACGUUCUGUUAUCACUAGAGUAUGACAGAGAAACCAAUACUGUUGCUGUCUUCAUUGAUGAUCGAGUGGAGCUCCUCAAUGUCACCUACGAUAGAAAUGCUAGACCACUCAAGUGGGGACCGAGGAAUGGAAUUUUCGCUGGUGUUGAUUUGGAAUACGACAGAUUCAGUAGAUUGACAAAAUGGACAAGAGGUGAUAUCAGUGAGACUUAUGGUUUUGAUAGAGCUGGACGGCUAUACGAGAUUAAAUACAGUGAUGGCACAUCCAUGGUAUACGCUUUCAAGGAUAUGUUCAGUUCAUUACCGUUGAAGGUCACCACACCACGAGGAAGUGAUUAUCUGCUUCAGUAUGACGAAGCUGGUGCACUUCAAUCACUGACGACUCCCAGAGGCCAUAUUCAUGCUUUCUCUCUUCAGACAUCUCUUGGAUUCUAUAAAUAUCAGUAUUAUUCACCAAUGAACCGGCAUCCUUAUGAGAUCCUGUACAACGAUGAUGGACAAAUACUCGCCAAAGUCUAUCCACAUCAAAGUGGAAAAGUUGCUUAUGUUUACGAUCAUGCUGGCAAAUUGGAAACAACUCUUGCUGGACUUUCAUCGAUACACUACACCUAUCAGGAAACAACUAGUCUCGUCAGGAGCAUUGACAUCAAUGAACCCAAUUUCGAAAUGAGAAUUGAGUACAAAUAUCACGCUGGUAUCGUGAAGGACGAGAAAAUUAAAUUUGGAAGUAAAAGUGGAAUGGAUAACGCUCAUUAUCGUUAUCAAUACGAUGGAAAUGCCAGGAUAUCUGGUAUUGAGGUUGAUAUUAAUGGAAAACAACUGCCUCAGCUUCGACUCAAGUACAAUCAGAAUCUGGGAAUUCUUGAGGGUGUUGGAGAUCUGAGGAUUUACAGAAAUUCGUUUAAUCGAUCUGUGAUGCAGGACAGCAGUAAACAAUUCUUCACGGUUACUGAUUACGAUGAGUAUGGCCGAGUCAAGUCUAUUUUGACAAAUAUUGGAACAAUGGAUGUCUUCAGAAUGGAACUGGAGUACGAUAACAGAAACAGAAUAAAAAUGAGAAAACUCAUAAUUGGAAAAGAUUUGGUGGAUAAGAAGGAGUGGUCCAGGAUGGAUAAGAUCACUUACAAUGCUGAUGGACAUGUACUCGAAGUAGCUGAUACUGAUAAUAAUUGGCAGUAUGCCUAUGAUGAGAAUGGGAAUAUUAUUGGUGUUACUGAGCACAACGAGAAGAUCACCCUUGGGUAUGACAGUGGCGACAGAGUUGUUCAGUAUGGAGAUGUUGAAUUCAACUCUUACGACAGCAGAGGAUUCGUUGUUAUUCGUGGAGAACAUAAAUACAGAUAUAAUUCACGAGGCCAGCUGAUCCACGCUUCUGAACACAAAAAAUUCCAAAUCUGGUAUUUCUAUGACGAUCGUGGUCGUCUCGUCUCCUGGAAUGACGAUCGUGAGAAUAUCACACAAUUUUUCUACGCAAAUCCAAAGACCCCAGACCUCAUCACCCACGUGCACUUCCCCAAAGCUGGAAAAACAUUCCGCUUCCUCUACGACUCUCGGAAUUUCCUCAUGACCGUUGAGACAUCGGAACAACGUUUCUACGUAGCAACAGAUCAAAAUGGCUCUCCACUUGCUCUCUUCGAUACAAAUGGCAAUCUGAUGAAGGAGAUGCGAAGAACACCCUUUGGAAAAAUUAUCAAGGACACUAAUCCAGAUUUUUACUUGCCCAUUGACUUCCACGGCGGUCUGUUCGAUCCAAACACAAAAUUGAUCUAUUUGAACAAGAGAUUAUACGAUCCAACCGUCGGCCAGUGGAUGACACCAGCUUGGGAACAGAUGGCGAAUGAAUUGACAACUCCAACCGAUAUAUUUAUCUACAGAUUCCGAAAUAAUGAUCCAAUAAAUUUGAAACAAAAUGUUGAGUACAUGACGGACAUGAACAGCUGGUUGAAACUUUAUGGAUAUGAUAUUCCCUCGAUGCUCGGCUCUGAGUACACAAAAGCAAUGGUUUAUCAGCCCAGUGCUACCAUCACAUCCCCCCAACUAACUCCAGACUUCGGAGUAAUGUCAGGUCUCCAGUGUAUCGUCAAUCGAGUUCACGAAAAAUUCUCUGAUCUUGAUUUUGUACCAAAGCCACUACUCAAACUCGAACCAAAGACUCGCAAUCUUCUUCCACGAGUGGCUCAUCGUCGAGCUGUCUUUGGCGAGGGUAUUCUGGUCUCCAGAGUUGGAGGACGAGCUCUCGUUAGCGUUGUGGAUGGUGUCAACAGUGUUGUUCAAGACGUUGUCACAUCGGUCUUCAACAAUUCGUACUUUUUACCCCUUCACUUCAGUGUUCAUGAUCAGGAUGUUUUCUACUUCGUGAAGGAUAACACUCUGAAGAUGAGGGAUGAUAUGGACGAGUUGAGGAGGCUCGGGGGUAUGUUCAAUGUAUCAACUCACGAGACAACAGAACACGGCUCAGGUACUUACAAAGAACUGAGGCUUCACAAUCCAGAUGCUGCUGUGGUUAUUAAAUAUGGAGCUGAUCCUGAACAGGAGCGUCACAGAAUUCUUAAGCACGCUCACAAAAGGGCUGUGGAGAGAGCGUGGGAGAUUGAAAAACAAUUAGUCAUGGCUGGCUUUCAAGGAAGAGGUGAUUGGUCGAAAGAAGAAAAAGACGAGCUAAUUGGCAGAGGCGCUGUUGAUGGUUAUGAAGGAGUUGACAUUCACAGUGUUCACAGAUACCCACAGCUCGCCGAUGAUCCCGGUAAUGUCGCAUUCACUCGUGACACUAAAAGAAAACGACGAAAGAGUGGAAACAGAAAAAAUCGAAAUCACAGGCAUGACUCGUGAUGAGAUACUAAUUAAACAAAUGUGUUUUUUUUAUAUAUAUAUAAUUAAUGAUUAAAUAAAUUAAUAUAAACUCUUCAACGUGUGACAAUUGGGUGCCAUACGAUGAGUCUAAAGAGCAACGGUAAUGAUACAGUGAUCCGUGAAGUGUCAAAAUUAAGCUAGUCGCAUUUUAUUAAACGAAAAUAUAAAGCUUGUUAAAAUGAGGUGAUUAUUUUAUUGAGUAUAAUGAAUUAUGACGAUGAUAAAAACAAUUGGGAAUAAACUGUAAAGUGAUUUUGGGGCGUAAUGCGCUGUGCGUUUUAGACUUUGUAAGGUUUUUUCUACUCUCAUGAAUAAUGAAGGGAGUUAUUGGUAAUUGUAUAAAUUAAUGGAAGAUUAAUGAUCCAGUCGAAUGUUUGCUCCGAACUCUAUAAUGCAUGUAGGUGAACAUCAAUCGGGUUUGGCUCAAUGCAUCAACAGGGUCUUAAUUAAAAAAAUGGACACGAGAGCCCAUCGUCCAAGACGUGUUCGUUCAAACAAUUAAAGAAAAAAAAAUAGAGAUUAAAUAAACGAGACGUCGCUUCUAGGUUCUCGCCGACUGUUACUGAGGAAAGAUGAUGGAGAAUUUGAAUAAAGCAGAAAAAAAUGGGAAAUGCAAGUGUAAUACCUGCAGAUAUUUUUAAGAUACCGUAAAAUCCUUUUUUUUGUUUGAAAAAACAAUUGUACAUAUGACUAAGUCGAUUAAUGGUGAAUGUAGAUAGUAUUAUUAUAAGAUAAAAAGCAUAAACACUGUUCAUCGACGCCUGACAUUGAGAAAUAAUCGAGCGCCGCUUUUUUAUAUGUAUACACGUAAAAUGAAUGAAUUAAAAAAAAUGGGCUAGUGGUCCGGACAUGUUUUCAAUAAAUUGUGAAAAUAAACGUGAACAUUGAAUAAUGCAACAUUGGAAUGAGUAACAGUUUCUCGAUAUGUCGUAGGCACUUGUAUAUAGUUAAUUAGGUUUAAACGAGUGUUAUUGUGUCUGAACGACUAUGAGAUGACUCGAAUGGUGAGAAUGAAUUAUUAAAUUCAAUUUGACGUUUUAAAAGUGAAUACGAAAUGCCGGAUAUGACGAGUUAACGAUGAAUGAGAGGUAAUCGAUGUCCAUGAUUUAUUGUAACGUGGUGCAAAUAAAAUAAUGUAUGGGAGAAUUAACAAACAUAAAUGCCCCCGCCUAUCUUUCUACUGAUAAAUAAACAAAGAAAAACAUAAAGUAAAGAGUUAUUUUUUGAAUUGUCGAAGAGGUCCUAUUUAGUGAAGGGAGUGAAGCAAGAAAAUAUAUGUCGUAAUGGAGUUGAUAAAUAAAUAAAUUUCCCCUCGCCUAAAGCACAAAAAAAUUAAUCAACAUGAUUAAUCUCCAUUAGAAUGAUAAUAAUUAAUUAAUGAAAAUUUCGAGAGCUACAUCUGUCUCAUUGGUCUAUCGAUGAUAUUCAAUGAUUUUGUGGAUUGAUAUGUUAUUUAUGAUUUAUCAUUUCAAUGGAGAAUUCGAGACUUAAUGAGAUGAGCAUCAGUAAUCAUCGAUGUUAAAAGUAUUGGAAGUAGAUAAAUCCCGGUGGGAUAAUGAGGAAAAUAAAACAUGAAAUAAGCAAUAGAAAGUAUAAACGGAAAAGUGUAUAUGUAUAAAGUUAGGGGAAGUACCUAUAUGUAUAGGGAAUGCCGUGAGUGACGUACACGAAGGCCCAUUGGCUUUAGGUUGUACUCCACGUAGCUGUAUAAAGUCAAAAAUAUGAUUGAGAUUAAAAUGAUGAAACAUUUUGAAAUUGAUGCAAAAACAGUAAUAAACACAUAAUCAUGAACUGCAGAACAUUACGUGAAUAGUUGACGCAUUAUCGGUGAUAAUGAGGAUCAUUGUUUGCUGUGUUUAUGGAUGAUGGGGAAUUAUUUUACUUGAGAUUUUUUUUUACGAGAUAAAAACGAAUGUACACGGCUCCCGAUUCCCUCAUGAGUUUCUGUUGUUACUCCGAUGAGUCUGAACUUCCAAAUUUUUUACUUAUUUCGAAUGAAAAAUAAAUUGCCGAAUGUGUAGUGAUUCCAAAGAAUUUUGCAAAUGAUACCUCAUUAUGUUUGUAAUCGCAUGAUUAUUAAACUAAUGAUGAAGAGGUGAUGAAAUUAAUACUGAGAUCGUCCGCGUGGUUCAAGUAUCCCCAUCACGUGAUGAAUAGUCCAAUGGUAGCGAGAAAAAGGAGGAAAAUAAUUAUCAUGAAUGAAAGUGAGAAAUUAAUUUACAUAUAUUAAUAUUGUAUUCGAAUUAUGUACUCGAAACGGGAGCCGAGGGCUGGAAAAUAACGAAAUGAAUAUGUGAAUCGUGAUGUUCGGUCAGUGGAACCGAUUUUUUAGAAUGACUUUUAAUUAAAAAUCAUUACGCAGCUGUAGAAUGCGUAGACUACACUAUUUUUUGUACACAAAUUAAUAAAUUAAUUUAGUUCCACAUAUUCAAAUUCGCAAAACACAAAAACACUAAUUGUUGAAAGGGAAUAAUUAAAUGAAUCGAUUGACUGUCUUUAUGUUUUUACAGUGAAUUCAAACGUGAACAAAUUCGCGAUUUUUCGGAAUUAAAUGAUCAACAUCACCGGUUCUUAUAAGCCAUAAUGUAAAGGAAACUUGAAAUUAAAUCGUGUAAAUAGACAAUUAUGAUUAUGUAAAUAAGCCAUGGAAAACAAAUGAUGAACACGGUACACAAUUAAAUGAGGUUUAUUUUAAAGAAAAACCAAACUGACAAAAAAAUCAUCAUUAUAUUACUAUGUAAUGAUAUUCAAUAAGUAUAUACAUAUUCGAUACUCUUAAACGCUAAGUACUCAAUAAAUAUAUCUAUAAAAUUUUCCAGUGUCUCUGAUUGUCGACAUUAAACCCAUUUCAUAUCCUCGUCAAUCCUACCACGACGUUAUCUCUCAUUUUAUCCAUCACCGAAAUUCAAUUGGUUCAGUGUUUAUGAAAGGAUUAAAAAAUUAUUGUUUAAUUUUUUUUAUAAAUAGGCUGACGGUAUCAAUUGAUGAAUGAAUCAUUUGUACCUUUGAAAUAAUAAUAAUAAUUUAUAUAAAAAUAAUUCAACAUGUGUAGAGAUGUCUUCUUAAAACCUAAAUAUUAUGUUCAACUUUUUUGUUCAAUAGACAAAUUUUUUAAAAGAUAAAUAACAAAUUAUCAUACACUAGCGCCGCCAUUUACUUUUACUUGGUUUUACUGCCUCGUGAAUAUUCCGAAAUCGAUUAUGAAAUAAUCAAUUAUCUCGAUGAAUUUGCUAUGUGCGAUGAGUGACCCGUGUCGCUUUCUAAAUAGGAAAACACAACUGUACUAUACGCCCUAAACUUUGUAUUUAUUUAUUUUUUUAAUUAAUUAUUCCUUCUUUCUCUUAAUUCUGCGGGCUCAGCUUCAUUCGAUUUUAGUGGCGUGCUUGGCUGAAUCGUAAACUCUGAAAAAAUCGGUUGAAUAUUUAAAUUCUUUGUCAUACCUCGGCAAUUAAGGGAAAGGGUUAAAUAUUUCGACUGAUCACAGGGCAAUUAAAAUUGUAUAGUCGUGUUGAUGAGUGAAACUGUGCCAUGAGAGUGAUAAAAAAUUGUUAGCUCUGUUCAAUACUGCGCAUUAUUUUAUUUUCAUUAAAUCUUAAUUUUUUAUAAUACAAUCUAUGUCAUAUUUCACGUAUAAAUGGUGGUUUCCAUUAGUUACAGUGUAUAUACAACUCUUAUUUUUCACAACAUUCUUCUCACAAUUUUAUUUUAUGGGCAAAUAAUUAAUUACGAAGACAAUAACAAAUUACAACGAACGUACAAAUUAAUAAGAAAAA
This is a messenger RNA of Diachasmimorpha longicaudata, 12528 nucleotides long. It is a transcript of the gene Ten-m, whose product is annotated as teneurin-m. NCBI's taxonomy places the organism in Eukaryota, Metazoa, Arthropoda, Insecta, Hymenoptera, Braconidae. The record is from RefSeq and is a predicted model, not a curated record. The transcript is spliced from 9 exons. Gene Ontology annotation, biological process: motor neuron axon guidance. The coding region runs from base 107 to 8734 and encodes 2875 amino acids.